UAUCCCACAAUUCUAAUGUUUACGGCUCGUCGGUGAAAGAUGGCGGAUAGCAGUGGCAGUAAUCCUCAAUCACCCGGUUUCACGGAGAAAUUAAAAUCGUGGCUUUGCUGGUCGUGGACGUACAUAUGUGCGCUUUGGUUCGCCAUGGUCUUAACGAUGGUUUACGUGCUGAGGAGCCCCCUGAAGCUGCAGGAGACCGUCAACGCAGCAUCUGUGUUUUUAAACACUCUUACGCCUAAAUUCUAUGUUGCGCUCACUGGAACCUCCUCGCUCAUCUCGGGCCUUAUAUUGAUAUUCGAAUGGUGGUACUUCAGAAAGUAUGGAACUUCGUUCAUCGAGCAGGUGUCGGUCAGUCACUUGCGCCCUCUGCUGGGAGGAGUGGAGAACAGCAGCUCUGUGGGCCUCUUCUCUUCAGUAAACGGCGAUACAGAGCAGAGAAGCAACGUUGCAGAAUGUAAAGUGUGGAGGAACCCACUGAACCUAUUCAGAGGUGCAGAGUACAGCAGGUACACUUGGGUGACGGGUAAAGAACCCCUGACAUAUUAUGACAUGAAUUUAUCAGCUCAAGAUCAUCAGACCUUCUUCUUGGGAGACACUCAGCAGCUUAGACCAGAGGACUCUGUAAUGCAGAAGGCCUGGAGGGAGAGGAACCCGCAGGCACGUAUUCGAGCAGCUUACCAGGCAAUUGAAUUGAACCGCGAAUGUGCUGCAGCAUACGUGCUCUUGGCUGAGGAGGAAGCCACAACCAUCACAGAAGCUGAACGGCUAUUCAAACAAGCGCUUAAAAGUGGUAUGGAACUUUCACACUGUCACACAUAUGUACUCAGCACACAGUAUCUCACGCUUUUGCUUAUUACCGUUGCGUUCACAGCCGGUAAAGACACCAAUCUUGUGGUCUACAUCAAGCGCAGACUGGCCAUGUGUGCUAGAAAACUGGGUCGCAUCAAAGAAGCUGUAAAGAUGAUGAGAGAUUUAAUGAAAGAAUUCCCUUUACUGGGAAUGUUAAACAUUCACGAGAACCUUCUAGAAGCGUUAUUAGAGCUGCAGGCCUAUGCUGAUGUACAAGCAGUCCUCGCAAAAUAUGACGAUAUCAGCUUGCCAAAAUCAGCUACUAUAUGCUACACAUCUGCCUUACUGAAAGCCAGAGCGGUGUCAGAUAAGUUUUCACCUGAGGCAGCGUCUAGACGAGGUCUCAGCACAGCAGAGAUGAAUGCAGUGGAGGCCAUACACAGAGCUGUGGAGUUCAACCCACAUGUACCAAAGUAUUUAUUAGAGAUGAAGAGUCUGAUUUUGCCACCUGAGCAUAUUUUGAAGAGGGGAGACAGUGAGGCGGUGGCAUACGCUUUCUUUCACCUGCAGCACUGGAAACGAGCAGAGGGGGCGCUCAACCUGCUACACUGUACCUGGGAAGGCACUUUCCGGAUUAUUCCAUACCCUCUGGAGAAGGGUCAUCUCUUCUAUCCUUACCCAGGAUGCACAGAGACCGCAGACAGAGAGCUUCUGCCUUCAUUUCACGAGGUCUCAGUGUACCCAAAGAAGGAGCUUCCUUUCUUCAUCCUCUUCACAGCGGGCCUUUGCUCCUUCUGUGCCAUGUUGGCCAUGCUCACACACCAGUUUCCAGAGCUCAUGGGGGUGUUCGUCAAAGCCUUCUUCAGCACCCUCUUUGCACCACUGGGCUUUUUUGCAGACAAGAUGGAGAGUUUUAUGCCCUCCUGCCUGUGGCAUCAACUUGCAAACGUCUGACGUACACCAAUUCACACAUACUUGCACUCAAAAACACUACUGUACAUGUAACAUGCGUAAAGUGCCCACCUGUACUGACAAUAAAAAUGUUUUGGCUCUUUGA
Messenger RNA from Megalobrama amblycephala (Wuchang bream), 1846 nucleotides. RefSeq names its product suppression of tumorigenicity 7 like (gene st7l). The record is from RefSeq and is a predicted model, not a curated record. Bases 40 to 1743 code for a protein of 567 amino acids. NCBI's taxonomy places the organism in Eukaryota, Metazoa, Chordata, Actinopteri, Cypriniformes, Xenocyprididae. Gene Ontology annotation, molecular function: protein binding. The transcript is spliced from 14 exons.